CGAGCUUAAGUUAUUAUUCAGCGCCCCGCCAGACAGUGACUCCAUUCAAGAGCGGGGCUUCUUAGUUUUUACCGAGAUCCUGCCUAUGGAUUUUCAAAAACUUGCAGAAGACUCAGAGGAUAGUUUCUAUUAUUAUUAUAAUAAUCAUUUUAAAGCUAUGGUUUGUAUCAAUUAAUGUUUGUACUUUGUCGAAAUUUCAGUGUUUACCCGUUUUAGAGUUUAAGUGAUCUUUAUUUGCACUUUAUCAAUACUUGCGAUUAGGCAACUGAAAACCACCGCGCAUUUAUUUUCCGUAAAGCUUCGCGACGGGUAUUUUUCCGUCGGUAAAGGCGCACUCCGUACAGUCAAAAGUGAAAAAACGUUUUUAGCCGGUUACGGAAUUGCGGGGAGUCCCAAGGAAUGGAGGGGAACCGGGGAAGAUUCCCAUAUGUCAUGUGACUGAGGUGUGCCCUGUUACCUGGUCUGCAUCAUCGGCAUCAGAAAUGUGGAGCAUGAGAUACGAGUUAAGAAACUAAGACUGAUGUGGUAAAGUGUGGUUCUUACAGUAUGAUAUCGCAAUAUAAGACGUCCUGCUGGAGUUUCACUCACAUUACUGGUACAAAUAAUCUAUUUGGAGCCACAUGUUGUUUAACGAGGGAACAAAGAAAGCGGAUUUUCUUCUUUUCUCUGAUCACUCAUUACUUGAUCUCAGGUGGGAUAUUUCAUAAACUGUAAAUUGCUUUAGGACAGCAAAGUUUCCGAAACCAUGGCUUUGUCUCAGAUCCAGUGUCUGGACGAACACAACGUUAACAUGCGGACGAACGAGACCAAGCCGGAGUUCUUCUACAGCGAAGAUCAGAGACUGGCGCUGGAAUCGCUCCUCCGGGACGGACGCGACGCCUUCGACAAAUACAUCCAUGCACACAACUUGCGAAUGUUUCUGUCCGACCUCGAGUUGGAGCAUCUGACAGGGACCGCGGAGGUUUACGACCCGGGAUCUGAUCAUAUGAAAGCAAAGGGAGAGGGUGGCAGCGACGAUGUGGAGCCGUCACUCCAGUACUGGCCGGAGCGCUCCGAUUGCUCGAUACCAGACCUGGAUAUCGGGUGGCCGGACUUCGUCUCCUACCGAGGAGUGACCCGGGUCAAUGUUUACACGCAGCCGCCGAUGGAAGGACAAGCGCACAUUAAAGAAAUCGUUAGGAAAACCAUAGUGCAGGCGCAGAAGGUCAUUGCUGUUGUCAUGGACCUGUUUACAGAUGUGGACAUAUUCAUUGACCUACUGGACGCCGCCUUCAAAAGGAAGGUGGCCGUUUACAUUAUCCUGGAAUCCACCGGAGUGCCGCACUUUCUGAGCAUGUGCAGACGGGCCCAAAUGCACAAGGGACACCUCAAGAACCUGAGGGUCCGAUGCACUAGAGGGGUGGAGUUUCAUACCCGAUCAGCCAGGAAAGUCUUUGGGUCCUUGGCACAGAAGUUCAUGUUUGUGGAUGGGGACAGAGCAGUAUCUGGGUCGUACAGUUACACAUGGACAGCUUCCAGACUGGACCGGAACCUCAUCACAGUUCUUACAGGCCAGGCGGUUGAGACCUUCGAUAAGCACUUUCAGGACUUGUAUUCGGGGUCUCAGAGUGUGGACCUGAGUGAGGUGGACAUGGGGGACGAGCCUGAGCCGGAGCCGAUCACGCCACCUCUCCCGGCACCGAUACCUGCUGCUGUAGCCCGCAAACGCAUCAAUCCCAAAUACGCAUUGGUUAGCAGUAAUCUCCAAGAGUCUGAAAGUAAGAAGGACUCAGAAAAAAACAAAGGUAGCAAAGAUCCUGUGCCAAAAGUGCUCCGACCUCCACGAGAGAUACCAGAGCCGAUCCCAAUUCACCCUGGUCUUCUGCAUCUCGAGCGAAUCAACUUGAUUCCAUACCUGCCCACCUGGCCUGAGCCUGAUCCUCCGAGUGAUGUCAUAGGGUUUAUCAACGUCCGCGACUCCAGCAAGCCCAUGCACGCCUACCUCAUGCGCUCCGAGCUGUUCGAGACAUCACAGGCCAUCCGAUUCAAAGAUCCCUUCGUCGUUCCAGAAGAACAGCUUCCUGAGAAGGCCUGUCCCACACAGAAACAUGGCCCUCAGUUAAGCCAGAACCAAUCGUCCCAACACCAAGAAAUCCACAAGGAACCCGGGAACAGAGCACAAAAUCUGGAUCAAACAGGUUCUCCAAGGACCCAGAACCCCAAACAAAUACAGUCUCAAUUCCAAGGAGCCCUAGAUGACCCAGUUUCUGAGGACAUAGAAGGCAAAGAACCCCAACACCAUGGAAGUAACACUAAGAAAGGUCUAAAACGUCUGGACCAAACAGGUUCUAUAGCUGCCUUGGAACCAGAACAAACAAACUUCCAACAAAGAGGAUGCGUAAAAGACCCAGGGACAAAAUCUGAGACGCUGAAUAGCACACCCGUCCUGGCAAAAGAGGAGACUGCAUCCCCACCAGUCCCCAAACCAAGAACUAUUCACCUGGUAAUUGAUGCAGCUACUUGUAAAGAGGUCAGUGCAUUGAAGCUGUCUGAAAACCAUCCAGGUCCAUUGGGUGUCACUUCUUAUCAGGCACCUCACAGUACUACUAAACAGGACAGUGUGUUCUCCUCAGCUACACUAUCAGAUGGUAGUGAGACAUGUCUGGACAGAGAUGAUCAGAAAGAAAAACAUAGAAAAAUGACAUCAGAUGAGCACAGAGUGAAUGAGUCUCCCAGGAAGGGGUCUGCUGCCUCGACGACAUCUGAGGAAUUUUUUGAGUGUGUUGACAGUGCCGGGUCAGAGCUGAAGCCAGGGCAUUUAGUCAACGGAGCACAUGCCAUGUCAAUUCCUGCGGAGGAUGACAAGAAUCCUAAUGGACUGCAAGCGGUUACCCAGUUUCUGAAAGAUCCACCGCUGGAAAAAGAUAAAAGGUUGAACAGAGAGCUGGUUAAAAAACAGCAAGUCCAAGAAAACUGCAUCUCCAUAGACUCUUAUGGAGACAAAAUGAAGUUUAAACAUGCUUCCCGCCAUUCCACGGGUAGCACUAUCCCGUCCGUCCAGCAAGACCUGGAACAAGGUCGCACCAAGUCAGUGGACGAGGGACUUAGAAGAAGCCGUCGUGCAGUCAAGACAAACCGUGGCAAGGCGGGACAGAGUGACCAUCUGUCUCACAAUAGAGUGCAUUAUGCUCACGGAACCCGUGCCGGAGACGUCUCAGCUCAGAUGGGCAAUUCUCAGAGCUUCCUUUAUAGGCUGGCCCAAGAACAGCUGGUUAAACCCAAGACUGGUAGGCUGUCAAGCCAACGCAGACUAUUCCGCAGCACCCUGUACCAAAGAGUGUGGGUUGAUGCAUCUCCAGUGGGUUUCAUAGCUACGCCCGCCUCACCUGCUCUGCAUCCUGCAGCUCACCUGCUUGUCCUGACAGAAUGGAAGCUGAUGCCUGGCACAAGUCCGCCAAGAAGCACCUGCGCAGACAAGACUUAACACCUGACUCACCCCUGCUGCAGCCACACCUUUCCACAGAGAAAAUCGUUAAGCUCACCAUUGUCUGCUCCACCCUGUUUGCAAAAAAGAAAAAACUGGGGUAAAAAAAAAAAAAAACCUGGAUGUGCUCCAUAACCACCCAAACAGCUCAUGUCUCGCUAAGAACGGAAUUACAGCGAAACAAAAAGCAAUUUCCUGUACUUUCACUCCGGUUUUUCAAAUCUCAGCUCAGAUAUGACCUCUAGUUGUGAGCUUUACUCGUCUUAUCAUCUAGAUUAGGGUCUGACAGCUCAGUUCAGCUUAUCAUGAUACUGUUACCCUUCGCUGGUCUAUCAGGUGCGUGAAGUUUGUCAGAAGUUUGUCAGAAGUAAACCAUCCUUCACCUCAUUUUUCGGCUGUUUUGUGAUAUAUUCAAUAAAUACACUGUACACUG
Molecule: messenger RNA, 3896 nt
Organism: Paramormyrops kingsleyae
Lineage: Eukaryota; Metazoa; Chordata; Actinopteri; Osteoglossiformes; Mormyridae
Gene: sack1ga
Product: family with sequence similarity 83 member Ga
Biological process (GO): signal transduction
Molecular function (GO): protein kinase binding
Source: RefSeq, a predicted model, not a curated record